Colletotrichum godetiae is the source of this 6197-nucleotide messenger RNA. RefSeq lists its product as uncharacterized. The coding region runs from base 84 to 6047 and encodes 1987 amino acids. Gene Ontology annotation, biological process: regulatory ncRNA-mediated heterochromatin formation. Gene Ontology annotation, molecular function: zinc ion binding; helicase activity. The transcript has 4 exons. Gene Ontology annotation, cellular component: nuclear RNA-directed RNA polymerase complex; nucleus. NCBI's taxonomy places the organism in Eukaryota, Fungi, Ascomycota, Sordariomycetes, Glomerellales, Glomerellaceae. The record is from RefSeq and is a predicted model, not a curated record.
GUCUGUAGAUAUUCUUGAGCGAUUGCCUGACCCUAAUUAUCUACCAACGUCUUAAAAGUAAUUACUUUACAAAGCGCCCGAAGAUGUGGACAAACGGCGGGAACCGCCCGGGAGCGACUUCGUCUACAAAAGGUACAUGCCACUAUUACGUGAGGACUGGAACCUGUCGCUUUGGUUCGAGGUGCAAAUUCUCCCACGAUACAGGCGACAAGUCGGAUUGCCAACCACGAGGUCAAGGGCGACCUAGCAAUGUCGCACUCAACGACUCGGCAGCGAAUGCCAGACGGAGCGAUGGCCGAGCCCACAAUGCCUCAAACCAAGCGCGUAACCCUGAGCGUGAGCGGCUAUUUCAGUGGAAACGACUUCGACCUCAGCCAAAACAGGUGUCGCUGCUCUGGGACGAGACCACUUCGAAGUUCUUCCGCACUGCUAUCAUUCUAGUGGAGCAAGAUGUGAGCCUGGCACAAGAGGUUGUCAAGGAGAUGGCCACUGAAACUCGACUAUCGCUUGUCAGAGAUGUUAUUGAGGGGUCUGCCACUACUAGAACGCCCAAAGACAAAGCAAUUCUUUGGGAAUCGCGUAUUUCGCCCUUGUUCCUAGUUAUGCUUCACCCAACUGUUGUAGACUCUGUGGUCCUUGAGCAGGAAACCGCGAUGCUCUAUCGAUUACUCUUGGGAAUCGACGCCACUCGUCUGAAGACUCUGUUCAAUUUCAUCUUCGAUAUCAUCGAUCAUUGGGCUGAGUUACCUUUCGAAGGUACUGGUAUCUUUGGCAUGGAAGCACUUGCUCUUUCCUGCGGCGUCUUGGCCAAAGUCAUCAACACCAGCACCUCGAACAUUGUCAACGCCCUCUUUCAUCCUAUUGUCGAAGGAAUCAAGCUGCGAUUGGAUGUUUCUGGCAAUAAGGAAAGCGACUUCCAUUCCUUGCAAGCAAACAGACACCUCGACUAUGUUUGCCGUCGCUUGGGGAUCGGCCAAACUCUGGUUGACGCUGUCCAUGUCUCCGCGUCGUCUGGUGCCAUGGCCGAGUUCACUCUCAGCCAGGACUUGCCUGGCAGACUCUCAAAACGUCGCGAGCGCCACGACAAUGACCACCAAGACAUAUCAGAUAUCAAGCUGAUGCCCACUCAUCAAGAAAUCAUGUCUUCACGAGAUGAAUACCUGCCAGUUGCCAACCCCGCACAGCAUCAUCUACAAGGUCUGCGAGGUUUGCUAGAUCGUCAUUUCCGUCUCCUACGCGAGGAUACACUCCACGAUUUACGCAGCGCCAUCCGCACGACAGUGGAGUCGGCCGUCAAGGUGCGAGAUGUUAGGACACGAGUCGUGGCCUAUGAGAACGCCAUUGCUGUUGACAUGACCUUCGACCGAUGGUCAGGCCUUGAGUUCAUUGUCCAGAUUGACCAACCUCGACCUACAAGAGGUCUGGAUAAAUUGCAACGCGGCACUUGGUGGGCAGGAAAGAGACUCAUGGAUGGGUCUCUUGUGUGUAUUGUUGAUGGAGUGGGCGGUAUCUUCUUCUUUCAGAUUUCAAGGUCGACCAUCAGGACGCCCAAAGACGAGAACCAGCUAGGUCAAGCAGACGAUCAAGAGGAGGGUCAGAAGAAGGGACCGCGCUACAGUCUGCUCGACGAUCAAAAUCACGCAUACGUGCAUCUCCAAUUGGUUGACACAGGUGUCGAAGAGAUCAAGAGAUCACUCAGGUGGUUCAAGACCAUGCGGAUCGUCCGCCAGCACCGUCGUCUUCUCGAAUUCCCCUCCAUCCUACUGCCUUCCUUCGCCCCUCCAUUGAAGGCAUUGCAAGAUAUGUCACGGACGCUGGACCUUCCUUUCCAAGACAUCCUAACGCUUCGUGCCGGGAGUCAACCAGCGGACAUAUCUCCUCCACUCUACUCCAAGCGACCCGGUUUCUCCUUCGAUCUGAGCUGCCUAUCGAACGAUGGCAGGAAACUCUCAUACGCGCCCGGCGAUGCUAUCAACCCGUCACGUCUAAGUAGGCACUCUAGCCUUGAUAAGACUCAAUCUGAGGCCAUCCUUAAUUCACUGAGAAGAUCCUUCGCCCUGAUACAAGGUCCUCCGGGUACGGGAAAGAGCUAUACUGGAGAAGCGCUCAUCAAAGUGUUGCUUGCCAACAAAUCGAAAGUCAAGUUGGGGCCUAUUAUGUGCGUUUGCUACACCAAUCAUGCUUUGGACCAGUUGUUGGAGCAUCUUUUAGAUGGUGGUGUCAAGAAUAUCAUUCGCAUUGGCUCUCGAUCCAAAUCUGAGAGGUUGGCGCCUGUGAACUUGAGAGCGGUUGCUCGAGACAUGACCCGCACGGCUGCGGAAGGUCGAGAUCUCUAUAAAUCCAUCGAGACUUUGGACGUCAACACAAGCGAGAUUCGCGAUAGGCUUUCGAACUUCAGCUUCAGUAGAGACAACGAAAAGAUUCGUCUUCAUCUUGCCGAAUACUAUCCUGCCCAACAUGAGGAGCUGAUGGGGCCAACCCUGCCAAACUAUGACGACGAAGGGAAGUGGCAUACGGUAUCUUAUUCACGCGGGGAUGUUGUCAAAAAGUGGCUCGCCGGCGGCUUGCCCACCAAUACGACACGCCCACUCCGGCGCUUGCGCCACUUGAAGCUAUCCGACCUCUACCACCAGGAACGCAUCCUGCUCUACCAAGAAUGGCUUGACGAAGUGCUGAAAGGAGAGAUUGAUUCGCUGUCAAGGUUACACAAGGCCUACCAGGCAAACAAAGAAAGUAACAGCAAGAUCAGAAGCUCCAUGGAUCUGCGCUGCCUUCAAGAAGCCAACAUCAUUGGUGUCACAACCACGGGGCUCGCCACCAAUCUUGACCUUCUUCGGCGAGUGCAUGGCAAGGUUCUUGUAUGCGAAGAAGCGGGCGAAGUUCUGGAAGCUCAUCUUUUGACCGCACUCUUGCCAACUAUCGAGCAUGCCAUUCUGAUCGGGGAUCACCUUCAGCUACGUCCUCAGAUACAAGACUGGAGACUCCAACGUGCAAACCCGGCUGGCUUUAAGUACUCCCUGGAUGUGUCACUUUUCGAAAGACUUGUCCAACCGCCUCCCAACGUCCCGAGUAUCCCGUUCAGCGUCCUUGAUACGCAACGUCGAAUGCACCCAUCGAUUGCGGAACUAGUACGAUCGACACUGUACCCAUCUUUGUCAGACUCUGAAAAUGUGCAAGACUACCCAGAGGUCCCCGGCAUGGCACGAAGGCUCUUUUGGCUCCACCACGAAAGCCCGGAAUCGGGCGGAAAGUCUGACCAGGACUCUGUUGAGACGUCGUACUCCAACAAUUUCGAGAUUGAGCUUGUUUCGGGGCUUGUAUCCCACCUGCUAAGGCAGGGCGUGUAUAAAUCCGGGGAAAUCGCCGUCUUGACGCCUUAUCUAGGACAACUCAACAAGCUGCGACAGAAGCUCAGCUCUAUUAUGCAGAUCGUCAUCAACGACCGAGAUAUGGAUGAUCUUGCUGAGAUGGAAUCUGCUUCUACUUCUCCUCAGGGCAGCUCCACGAACAUAGGGCAAGCGGCAAAAACAAAUGCUCUGAGCGGUGUUCGAGCCGCAACGGUCGACAACUUUCAAGGCGAGGAGGCCAAUGUUGUCAUUAUCUCACUUGUCCGCAGCAACAACGACAAGAGAUGCGGAUUCCUCAGUACUUCCAACCGCAUCAAUGUUCUUCUCUCUCGAGCUAAGCACGGUAUGUACAUUAUUGGCAAUUCACAUACCUCGAGUCAUGUCACCAUGUGGGCGCAAGUCACGGAAAUCCUCCAGAACGGCGGCAACUUCGGCAAUAGGUUGGAACUCCAAUGUCCGCGACAUCCUCAAAACACGAGCUUCGUGUCACAGCCAGAGGACUUCCUUCGAUUCUCUCCAGAUGGUGGAUGCAAACUCCGAUGUGACCGUCGGCUGGCAUGUGGCCACGCCUGUACUGGACCUUGCCACUCCGAUCACCUUCACAACGCCAUUAAAUGUCUCGAGGACUGUGCAAGGCCAAAGGAAAGCUGCGAUCACCCAUGCCGCCGACGCUGUGGAGAGCCUUGCGAUAAGCCGUGCACCGAGGUGCUGCGCGGCAUUGGUUUCAAGCUUCCAUGCGGUCACAUCCUCGACACCGUCGCUUGUUGGAAAGCCCAGGACCCAUCUUUGAUCGAAUGUGUCGUCCAAGUCGACAAAGAGGUGCCAGGAUGCAAUCAUACCGUGAAGGUGUCUUGCCACGUGGACGUUGCCAGGGACAGCUAUCUCUGCAGGGCUGAGUGUGGCUUCCAGAGGCCUUGUGGCCAUGCCUGCAAGUCGCCGUGCUCGGCAUGUCUCAUUAGAAAGGGUGGCGAAGUGGUCGAAGAGGACCACAAAGCUUGUCGACAGACCUGCGGAAGGUCCUACACAUCCUGUAGUCACUCUUGCCGAGACACUUGCCAUGCAGAUGGAGCUUGCCCUCCCUGUUCAUCUCCAUGUCAGAACAAAUGCGUGCACUCAAAGUGCGGCAAGAAAUGUUAUGAGCCUUGCCCACCGUGUGCAGAGGAGGCGUGCCCAUCCGCAUGCCCACACUCUAAGUGUUCAAUGCCUUGCGCGGCUCCUUGCGAUUGGAUCCCCUGCACCAAGCGGUGUACCGAAGUGUUGAAUUGCGGGCAUCAAUGCCCCUCUAUCUGCGGAGAACGUUGUCCAGACAAAAAAUACUGCCAGACGUGUGCCUCGGAUGACAUCAAGAACAGGGUGGUUGACCUCAUCCUCAUGAACGACUACGACUCAGUGGACCUGGACGAGGAGCCCUGUAUCUUUCCAGACUGUGGCCACUUUUUCACUUACAAAACCAUGGACGGACAGAUGGGGCUUCACGAUCUUUACGAGGUCUCGCCCGACGGAGUGCCAACGACCAUCAAAUCAGGGUCUCAUCCAUUCUCAGCGACUAACAUCAAGGUGUGCCCCGACUGCCGAGGAUCUUUAAGAAACAUCUCCAGGUAUGGGAGGAUCGUUCGCCGUGGACUUCUAGAUGAGUCAACGAGAAAAUUCAUCAGCUGGGCCCAUGGCGUCAAGCAAAAGUUGACCGACGCAUUCUUCGCCGCGCAAGACACUCUGCAGAAGAUGGAGAAGAGCAAAUUCAGCUUUCCUACAACACAGUCAGGGUUUCCCACAGCCCAAUCUAGUUUUGCUCUUAGGGGAUCUCGGCAGCAACAAAUGACCCAUCUCUUUAAGCUCACGGGAGACACUCGGUACAUGGCCCUCAGGAUGCUCCGGAACCAGAUCACCAACUUCCUCGGGGCGGUCUGGAAAGAGGAACAGCCGUACCAGCGUGUGGCACACCUGGUCUGGCACGUCAACAAGCGGCGGCAAACCAGCGACUACUCAUUUGACGAGUCGGCAAUUCAGAUGGGUGGUUUCUUGGACGCCAUGACGCUCUCGCUGCGGUGCGAUCUCCUUCUGGUUUCUGAUUACAUCAGUCUGUGCCGCAAUGCCACGGAUAACAACGGCGCCAAGUCUGCCAAUAUCGAUGCGGUGCCAUACAUCAAGGAUUGCGAGCGACUGAUCGAGAUUGCUCACAUGAGGAAUUAUUCCAGAGUAGAAGUCGAAGGGCACAUCUUUCUUGCCAUGUUCUGCUACUUUGCACCGCCUGACGAUACCAAGCCGACGACUGGCACGCAAGAUACACCCAAAGCAGAAGGCUCCUCGGCGAGAGAGAGGAUAAUCAAGCUCGGCGAGGACCACCUUCAGAAAGCUGAGGACAUCCUUAAAGAGUACCCGCUCACUGCGAUGCUUGCAUCCGAAGUGGAGACGGCGAAGCGCAUGCUCCACGACGGGAUAUUCUACAGCGAUGUGUCCACGGACGAAAUGCGAGCCGUCUACGCGGCCAUGAGCAAGGAAUUCUUGGGAACAGGGCACUGGUACACAUGCCGCAACGGACAUCCCUUCACCAUUGGGGAGUGUGGCAUGGCGAUGCAGCAGACGGUGUGUCCGGAAUGCAACUCUCCCGUGGGCGGCCGAAAUCACUCUUCGGCCGAAGGCGUGAGGCAUGCUGCAGAGAUCGAUGAGCUUGCGCGCGGCGUUGGGAGAAUGGGGCUCUGAAGUAGAGUAACAGAUGGAAGAGGAAAUGUCAAAUCUUGAGCCUUUCAGCUGUCACUUUCCUUUUUAAUUGGCUAUCCCUAAGGUUUGUCCAUUGCACCGGUGACUAUCAGACUGACAUACGGGAGAUGUAGCUGGGUUGCUCAUCAGCCU